Colletotrichum graminicola M1.001 is the source of this 1344-nucleotide messenger RNA. RefSeq names its product eukaryotic aspartyl protease. Gene Ontology annotation, biological process: proteolysis. The record is from RefSeq and is a predicted model, not a curated record. Gene Ontology annotation, molecular function: aspartic-type endopeptidase activity. The transcript has 3 exons. Lineage: Eukaryota; Fungi; Ascomycota; Sordariomycetes; Glomerellales; Glomerellaceae. Bases 1 to 1344 code for a protein of 447 amino acids.
AUGCAAGCAUUUUUUCAAGCCCAAGCCAAGUUCAAGGCGGACAAUGGUCUCGCAAAGAUUCCUGUGGUGCCAAACAAAAACUACAACCGCCAUGGCAGAAAGUCUUAUGUCCAUCUUCUGAACAAGUUCAAGUUUGAGCCGACGAAGCCUGGACCAUAUGUCCAGACACGAAGAAUGGCCCAAAGGGGACUUGCCGCCCCUGGUUUCAACGCGCCAGUAGGCGGUCGAGUCUCCAUGAGCAAGGUUCUGGUUAAAAAGACCGAGGGUGACCAGCACGGAGAAGUCACCGCCGAGGACCAGCAGUAUGACUCCAUGUAUCUCUGCGAGGUUUCUAUCGGAACACCCCCGCAGAAGUUCAAGCUGGACUUUGACACGGGGUCCUCCGAUCUCUGGGUGUUCUCAAAGGAGCUCAGCAGUUCCCUCCAACGCAACCAUAACGUGUUCGAUCCCUCCAAGUCCUCAACUUUCAAGAAGCUAGAGGGCAAGACGUGGAAGAUUUCGUACGGCGAUGGCAGCUCGGCGUCGGGCGACUGCGGUACCGACAACCUUGUCCUCGGCGGGCUGACGGUCAAAAACCAGGUCACCGAGCUCGCUGCGCAUCUUGCCCCGCAGUUCUCACAGGGAACAGGUGACGGUCUCCUUGGCCUCGCCUUCAGCUCCAUCAACACGGUGCAAAACAAAGGUGGCGCCCGGGACCCACAGGCCACGGCAGUCGACAACAUGAUCGCGGAGAGCGAUAUCCCCAAGGACGCAGAGCUGUUUACGUCAGCGUUCUACAGCGAGCGCGAUGAAAGCAAGCCGCGGUCGUUUUACACGUUUGGGUGGAUCGACACGGAGCUCGUUGAGGCUUCCGGUGAGGAUAUCCAUUGGGUCGAUAUCGACAACACGCAGGGGUUCUGGAUGUUCUCCUCGGAAUCAGCAAGCGUCAACGGCAAGGCUGUCGCGCAGAGCGGAAACAAGGCCAUCGCGGACACUGGAACGACUUUGGCCCUCGUCUCGGACGAGGUAUGCCAGGCCUUGUACGACGCGAUUCCCGGCUCCAAGUACGACGAACAACAGCAGGGCUACGUGUUCCCGACCAGCAUCAAGGCGGAGGACAUGCCCGAGUUCAAGGUUGCUGUCGGUGACAAGGAGUUUGUGAUCCAGAAGGAGGACCUGGCGUUUGCACCAGCUAGCGACGGGUUCUGGUACGGAGGCGUGCAGUCAAGAGGCUCCAACAAAUUCGACAUCCUAGGAGAUGCGUUCCUGAAGUCAAUUUAUGCAAUUUGGGACCAAGGAAAUACGAGAUUCGGAUGUGUGCCUAAAAUCGAGAAGACGCAGAAUCUUCAACCUUCAUCGUCCUGA